AGUUGUUUUGCAGGUUAAGUGAUAAUCAGUCAUAGAUAAACAGUGACUUCUCUGAUGGCCGUUCAAGGUGCUUCUUCCUCUUCCCUUUCUUCUUCUACUCGUUGGUGGAUUUAUGAUGUAUUCUUGAGUUUUAGGGGCGAAGAUACUCGUCAAAAUUUCACUGCCCAUCUCCAUCAAGCUUUGGAUCGAAAGAAAAUACACACAUACACAGAUUACAAGCUUCCAAGAGGUGAGGAAAUCUCAGAAGAACUUCUUAAAGCUAUUGAAAGCUCAAGGAUCUCAAUUGUCAUCUUCUCAAAAAACUACGCAUCAUCCACAUGGUGUUUGGAUGAGUUGAUGAAGAUCCUAGAGUGUAAAAAAACAAAGCAACAAAAGGUUCUACCAGUAUUUUACGAUGUAGAGCCAACAGAAGUACGACAUCAGAGAGAGGUGUUCGGAAAAGCAUUAGCUAAACUUAAAGAAAGGUUCGAGGAUGAGUCGAAGGUGAAGAGAUGGAAAGCAACCCUGACAGAAGUCGCCAGUUUGUCUGGAUUCACUUUAGGAGAUAGGACUGAACCAGAACUGAUUCAAGAAAUUGUUCGAGACGUUUCUAAAGCAGUAAAGCCUAAAUAUUUAAAUGACGUUGCCAAGCAUCUAGUCGGAAUGGAGUUUAGAGUACGUGCCGUCCAUGAUAUACUUCUACGUGUGGAAGUGAAUGAUACACGCAUUCUAGGGAUCUAUGGAAUUGGAGGAGUUGGUAAGACAACUCUGGCUAAAGAAAUCUACAACACAUUUACCGACCAGUUUGAAGAUUGUUGCUUUCUUGCAGACGUGAGAGAAACAUCAAAGCGUGGGUUUGGUUUAAUUAAAUUGCAAGAGACACUUCUUUGUGAGAUCUUGGGAGAUUCAAGUUUGAAGGUUGGAAAUGUUGAUGAAGGAAUUGGUCUCAUAAAACAGAUGCUUUGGAACAAAAGGGUUCUUUUAGUUCUUGAUGAUUUGGAUCAGUCCGUCAAAAUUGAAACCUUACUUGGAGGAUGGGAUUGGUUUGGUUUAGGAAGUAUAAUCAUUAUAACAACUAGAGAUGAACAUUUAUUAACUACUUAUGAUGUUCAUUUACGAUAUAAGCUGAAUGAAUUGGGUCACGACGAAGCUCUUCAGCUUUUUUGUUGGAAUGCCUUCAGAAAUGAAAAUCCUAGCCAUGAAUUUGUAGAAAUCACAGAACAGGUACUGCGUUAUGUUCGGGGCCUUCCUUUGGCUUUAAUGGUGGUAGGCUCGGAUCUAUUUGGUAGGGACAUUCAUUAUUGGAGAAGUGCUUUAGAAAAGUACAAAAAAAUUCCUCCCAAAGAUAUUCUUGAAACGCUUAGAAUAAGUUAUGAUGACUUGGAUGAAAGUGAGAAAAGUAUUUUCUUGGAUAUUGCAUGUUUCUUUACCGGCGAGGAAGAAGAAUAUGUUACUAAAGUACUUGAUGCUUGUGGUUUCUUUCCUAACUGCGGUAUCAAAGUACUAUUGGAUAAGUCUCUCAUAACCAUUAGUAAGUAUGGCAGAUUAAUCUUCAUGCAUGACUUACUCAAAGAUAUGGGUAGAGAAAUUGUUCGUCAAGAAUCACCUGAAGAACCCGAAAAACGUAGUAGGUUGUGGUCUCCUGAAGACGUUCGUCAUGUACUUGAAGAAACUAAGGGAACAAACAAGAUUCAAGGCAUAUUGAUAGAGUUUCCAAAACAAGACUGGAUAGAUUUGAAUCCUGAAACUUUCUCGGCGAUGAAAAGGCUCAGGAUAUUUAUAAAUCGUAAUACACGUUUAUCAAGAGAGCCUAAUUAUCUCUCAAAUGAGUUAAGAAUACUUGAUUGUCGCAGUUAUCCUGGUUAUUCUUUCCCGCAAAACUUUAAUGGAGAGAAACUCGUCGUUUUAAAAAUGUAUGAAAGCUUGUUCAAAGAAUUGGGAGACGGAUUGAAGAAUUUUCAGAAUUUGAAAACUAUGAAAUUCUCUGAAUGUGAAUUCCUAACAAAGAUUCCUGAUGUCUCGGGACUCCAUACUUUAGAGAGAUUGGAAAUUCAGGAUUGCAAUAACUUAGUUGAGUUACAUCAAUCUAUUGGCUUCCUUGAUAAACUCGUCGAAUUGAAAAUUAAAAAUUGCGAGAGCCUUACUAGAUUUCCAAGCUUCCUCAAGUUGAGAUCUCUAGAAAUGUUUAUUCUUUCUAAUUGCGAAAGGCUGGAGAAGUUUCCUGAAAUUGAUAGUGAAAUGAAAUGUUUAACAACUGUUGAAGCCAUGACACACACGACUGCUAUAAAAGAAUUGCCUUCAUUUAUUGGGAAUAUUACCAGCCUUAGGCGUUUAAUUAUAGGCGGAUGCUACAACUUAAGCCAUGUUCUCAUUAACAACAUUUCUCAGUUGCAAUAUCUAAAGCAACUCAAUUUCGUGUGUUGGUCACUUGAAACGCAAAUAUGUAUCCUUCCUAAGUGGCUCAAAAGAUUUGUUGGAUUAAGGAAGCUUGGGUUGUAUAAUUGCAUACAACUUAAGGAAAUCUCAGAACUUCCUCCAAAUAUAAAAAUCCUAGACGCUAGUGGAUGCAGGUCAUUGGAGAUUUUUCCUGAGGUAUCAAAGAAGUUUGAAUUCAAUACAAGCAGCUGUCGUAAGCUACGUUCGGUUAACUUGAGUGGAUGCCAUAAAAUAGUUGUAAAUCCUAUACGGUUUAAGGAAUAUGUAGAGGACCUGGAUGAAGAUUGUAGGCUUACAUUUUCGGGAAAUAAUAUUCCAGAUUGGGACUACCAUUGCAAGCUAGAGAUUCCAAAUAGUUAUGUAUGUGAUGGGAUAAAUGUUAAUUUGGUGUAUUCAGAUGAGAUUGAAGGAUUCAUUGCAUGUGCUGCUGUUCAGUCCGAUCCCUCCGCCUACCAUUAUAUGUUAGUCAAGAUAUACUAUAAUGGUGUAUAUCAGUAUGAACGGUAUAUAACAUGUUUGAUAAGGGGCUCAGAUGAUUUAUUGUUGUAUUACCACAAACUAGAUCAUGUAGAGUGUUUCAAAUCAGUGGGGGGAAUGCUGCAACUUAAGUUUGUUUGCCUAACCGGUGGGGUCCUAAUUAGAAGUUUUGGAAUCUGUGUGGUACGCAAGCAAAAGGAGAUCAAUACAUUGCAAGAUGUUGCAAGUUGGAGUCCCUGUGUUAACAUCCAGCCUUCUUCAGAAACACAAAUUAUUGAAUUAUAUCCAGAAAGCAGCGAUGAGAAUCCAAAUGUAGAGAAGCAUGAAGAGAAUGCAAGAGUGUUCCACGAAGAUGUUGGUGCUCAUUUUGGUAAGAUGCGUCGUUAUGAAGAUGAUGAUUGCAACCAGGAAUUCAAUUCGUACCCUCAACAAAAGAGGCAACAUUCCUCAACCACGGGCAUCAAAAUAACAGAAUUAGAGAAUGAAGUUGAGAAUCCAAAAGAAGAUUUGCAUUUAGAGCUUAAACUUGGGUGGUAA
Molecule: messenger RNA, 3429 nt
Organism: Juglans microcarpa x Juglans regia
Lineage: Eukaryota; Viridiplantae; Streptophyta; Magnoliopsida; Fagales; Juglandaceae
Product: disease resistance protein RUN1-like
Exons: 5
Coding region: 55-3429 (1124 amino acids)
Biological process (GO): defense response; signal transduction
Molecular function (GO): ATP hydrolysis activity; ADP binding
Source: RefSeq, a predicted model, not a curated record